This is a messenger RNA of Pleuronectes platessa (European plaice), 2855 nucleotides long. It is a transcript of the gene dhx32b, whose product is annotated as DEAH (Asp-Glu-Ala-His) box polypeptide 32b. Lineage: Eukaryota; Metazoa; Chordata; Actinopteri; Pleuronectiformes; Pleuronectidae. Bases 116 to 2338 code for a protein of 740 amino acids. The record is from RefSeq and is a predicted model, not a curated record. Gene Ontology annotation, cellular component: spliceosomal complex; intracellular anatomical structure. Gene Ontology annotation, molecular function: RNA binding. The transcript has 11 exons.
GUGUGUGUGUGUGAGAACUGUCCAACAGUUUACUGAGAGCUGGAGGCGUCCAAAACUUCAUUCCCGCGGAUCUGUAAAUGAAGUCUGCGCUGGAGAGACCGGGAGCUCGCUUGUGAUGGAGCGGGACGUCAACAGUUUAUCAGGAGAGGAGUAUUUUGAGGGGAAGCUGUGCUCAGACGCAGAAUCCCUGAGUCAAGGGGACAAAGACUAUGAUGACAUCUUGGAGCUCAAUCAGUUUGACGGACUGCCGCACUCCUCCAGGUUUUACAAACUGCUGAAGGAGAGAAAAGAGCUGCCAGUGUGGAAGGCAAAAUGUGAAUUCAUGGACACUCUGGCCAAGGGACGCUUUGUCGUUGUCAGUGGAUCUGCUCAAAGUGGGAGAAGCUCUCAAAUUCCCCAGUGGUGUGCCGAGUUCUGCCUGUCAGCCCGGUUCCGGCACGGCAUGGUGGUGUGCACCCAGGUGGACACGCAGCAGGCCGUGGAUCUGGCCCUGAGGGUGGCGGAUGAGAUGGACGUCAACAUUGGUCACGAAGUGGGCUACAGCAUCCCUUUGGAAAGCUGCUGCACCAACGACUCCGUCCUCAGGUACUGCACCGAUGACAUGCUGCUGAGAGAGAUGAUGUCGGACCCUUUGCUGGAGCACUACGGCGUGGUGGUCGUGGACCAGGCCCACCAGAGGACCGUGGCCACCGACGUGCUGCAGGGCCUGCUGAAGGACGUGGCCCUGCAGAGGCCCGAGCUCCGUGUGGUCCUACUCACCUCGGACGAGCCCGGCCCCAAGCAGAUGGCCCACUUCACCGGGGCGGCCGCGCCUCUGAUCCGCCUGGAGAGCCCCGGGGCAGGGGAGGUGGUCUACAGCAGCACAGGUGACGGCUACUUCUGCUCCGCCCUGCGUCUGGUGCUGGAGAUCCACCGGUGUGAGGGGGAGGGAGAUGUGGUGGUGUUUCUGGUGACGGCACAGGAGAUAGAUCUAGCUCAUGACAUCCUGAGCCAUGAGGGGCAAAGCUCACCCCCUGACCUGGGUGAGCUCGUGCCUGUUGCUGUGCACCCCGGUCAGCCUGGGAAUCUGCCACUCCAGGGGGAGGAGGAGACGGGUCGGACCCGCAGAGUCUUCCUCACAUCCAGCCCCAACGAGGACUUCUUCUGGGCUGUUAGCUCCAUAAGAUUUGUCAUUGAUGCCGGGCUUGAGAAAAGAUUUGUUUAUAACCCCAGGAUCAGAACGAACUCGGCCAUCACUCAGCCAAUCAGCACGGGUCAGGCCGAGAGCCGCAAACAGCUCGCGGCUCUCUGUCCUGCAGGCAAGUGUUUCUGUCUGUACCCGGAGGACAGACAGCUUCCUGCGGAGGCACGACCACAUAUCAUGGAGUCUGACAUCACCUCCACUGUGCUCUUCCUCAAGAGGAUGGAGAUCGCUGGGCUGGGCCACUGCGACUUCAUCGACAGGCCGGACCCUGGAGGCCUGAUGCAGGCUCUGGAGGAGCUGGACUACCUGGCCGCUCUGGAUAAUGAUGGCAACCUGUCUGAGAUGGGCAUCAUCAUGUCCGAGUUCCCCUUGAAGCCCCAAAUGGCCAAGACUCUGCUCGCCUCCUGUGAGUUUGACUGUGUCCGCGAGGUGGUCAUCAUCGCUGCUAUGCUAACAGCCCCUUCUUGCUUCGUGGUUCCCUCCGCGGACCUGAAACCAGAAGCGACCCAGUGCCACUUGAAGUUCCAGCACCCGGAGGGAGACCACUUCACGCUCAUCAAUAUCUUCAAGGCCUUUAAAAAGUCUCAGGUGGAUCCACGUGAGUUUACAUACGUUGAGAAGUGGUGUCAGGACUCCUUCCUGAACCACACAUCUCUGUUGAUGGCUGAUGCUCUCCGCGUGGAGCUCCUCGACACCCUGAAGAGGAUCGAGCUGCCCGUCUCGAUGCCGGCCUUCGGUUCCCGAAGAAACACCUUCAACGUGAAGAGAGCCCUGCUGGCAGGUUUCUUCAUGCAGGUGGCGCGGGAUGUGGAUGGAUCAGGGAACUACUUCAUUAUGACCCAUAAGCACGUGGCACAGAUUCAUCCUCUGUCGGGAUACGGAGCCAAGAGCCCCAAGCUGGGCCUGCCUGACUGGGUGCUGUUCCACGAGCACUCCUUCUCCGAGGACAACUGCCUCCGCACCGCCACCCACAUUACACCUGAGGAGUUCAUUCAAAUGGCCCCACAGUAUUUCUUCUACAACCUGCCGCCCAGCGAGAGCAAAGACAUCCUGCAGAACAUUCUGAACCAUUCUCAUUGCAGAGAGGAGACACCUUCACCCUCCCAGGACUCGCCACAAGAGGACCAGACCAGUGACCGCUGUGUUGUACAGUGACGGACCGAACCACUGCCCCCGGGGGGGUUGAUGAAAGAACUUGUAUUACUGGUAACCAGCUAUUGCAUCACACUGUAUAGAAUCACAUUGUCUGGGUAGUUGUUGAGUCAAUCAUAUACUUUCAUCAGAUCUUUUUUGUAGUUUCAUCUUUGCACCACUGUUUUGUCACAAUAUCGUGUUAUAUUAAUAACAAUAACUGCCAGUGACACAAAGUUCUUAUGUUGUUUUUUUAGCAUCGCUUUGUAUUUAAAUCAUAUUCAACAGAACAAUCUGGUAACUUAAUUUCUAAAAAUAACUUUCUCAUGCUUUAAAUGUUAAACUUAUUAUUUAUUGUACUGCGAUGUGGUUUCCUUUUGAGUUAUUCUGUUGCUCCACAUCUUCCCCUCAGUCCCUGUCCAUCGGUCAGUCCCCCUCAGCAGUGGUCCAGCCUGAUUAAUGAGGUUCAGGGACAGUUUGCGUCCCCCUGCAGCUCCAUCUGGUGUCGAUACAGCUCGGUGACUGCAGGGUGAUCCAGUUC